This is a messenger RNA of Cyphellophora attinorum, 1026 nucleotides long. RefSeq lists its product as uncharacterized. NCBI's taxonomy places the organism in Eukaryota, Fungi, Ascomycota, Eurotiomycetes, Chaetothyriales, Cyphellophoraceae. Bases 1 to 1026 code for a protein of 341 amino acids. The record is from RefSeq and is a predicted model, not a curated record. Gene Ontology annotation, molecular function: ubiquitin-protein transferase activity. Gene Ontology annotation, biological process: protein autoubiquitination. The transcript has a single exon.
AUGUCUGUCGCUUGGAUCGGCAGUAAAAUUGCCAACGAAACGAUCGCAGCCAUCAACUUCAUUACCAACAGCAACCUCACUGUCGCCAACAGCCCGUCUCCAACUAGGAAUCAGAGCUGCUUCGAUGAUCCUUCCAAUGCAUUGAGAUGGUACAAAGAAAAUCUCAACGCCACAGAAGUAGCGCGCAUGGUCCAUAAGCAUAACCCCUGCACGUCCCUCUCUGGACCGGAGCUCGCCUGGUGUAAGAAGAGGGCGUCCAUACAAUCGAAUUUACUUUUCGGGCUGCUCUUCGUAGCGUUCCCACUGCUGAUGGCAUUUGCCGGCACACUUUGUGGAAAGGCGUUGAACAGAUGUUGUCGCAAGCUAUGCGCGUGGACGGAGUGGCCAGGCAUGCUGAGCUUCUGGGCACUGAAAAUGGCCGCGAACAUAUUUCUGAUAGGCUCGAUUGUGCUAAUGUCACGAACUGGGUCACCAUGGGCAGCCAUCCCCAUGUGCCUCAUCGUUGUUCCGGUGUUCCGCUAUGGCUACCGUCAUAUCAUGGAUCCCACAGUGUACCCGAUUUUGGGACCUGAACUCGUCAAUAUGUUGGCUCGGAUAGAGCAGCUCUCAAAAUCUCAAGUCGCCCGGAAGCUUUGGAUCUGCAAGCAGAACUCCGAGAACUUGGCCGUGGACGAAGUUGUCGCCGAAAUAACUAUCGUUGUGUCCGAUGUCAAUAAGUAUCCGGAUGGUGGCUAUGUCGCAGAGAUUGCCGGAGCCCCUCAUCCACAGCUGGAAGCUGAUGAAAGGAUGCCACGGAUUAGAGGUCCCAACGAUCGAGAAUGUGCCAUCUGCAACGAGGGCUACAAAACGAAUCAGAUCCUGGAUAUCCUACCAUGCGGCCAUCGUCUUCAUGCCAUUUGUGCGGCACUAUGGUUCGAGGAGAAGCUGCAAUGUCCCUACUGCCGGAAAGACUUCAGGUAUGUCGGAAGUCUCGCCAUGAGACGGGAAGAUGAGUUGUCUGCGAAUGUUCAAAAUGAAGUCGCGUGA